Messenger RNA from Arachis stenosperma, 1617 nucleotides. RefSeq lists its product as uncharacterized. Lineage: Eukaryota; Viridiplantae; Streptophyta; Magnoliopsida; Fabales; Fabaceae. The coding region runs from base 1 to 1617 and encodes 538 amino acids. The transcript is spliced from 4 exons. The record is from RefSeq and is a predicted model, not a curated record. Gene Ontology annotation, molecular function: protein binding.
AUGUCAUCGACAAACGAAGUAAAUAAAGAAGAAGAAGGAAUUGGAAUAGAACUGGCCGGAGCCGAUGAAGAACUGCGCGAAAAGCUAGUCCAAUAUACACUAGAAGGCAAUUGGAUUGAAGUAAAGAAGAUUUACCGCUCAAUCCCAAAGUCCCGCACCAUAACGGUUAACAAUUCUGAGGACACGGCGUUGCACGUGGCGGUGGAUUUGGACGAAGAAAAUGUUGUUAAAGAUCUUGUGAGUAUAAUCGUAGAGCAUGAGAAGAGUGCUCUGAAGAAAGGGAACAAGCACGGCGAUACACCUCUCCAUGUGGCGGCGUCGAGGGGGUUUGCGAGACUGUGCAAGUGUAUCAUAGGGGAGAAUGAGGAGAGGAUAGAGUUGAGGACAUUGAAGAACAAGAAUGGGGAGACACCAUUGUUUCUUGCUGCUUUGAAUGGGAACAAAAAAGCAUUCGCCUACCUCUCUCAAACAUUUCAUGAUCGUCACCAAAUUAUUUUGCCUCAUCUUGUGCGUCAUCAUCAGGAUAGUAUUCUUCAUUGUGUUAUCCAGAGGGAAUAUUUCGAUUUAGCAGUGAUAAUAGCGCAUAAUUUUCCUAUGCUUACUACACUUCGAAAUAAUAAGGAUGGCACCCCUCUCAAAGUUCUUGCUACUAGGCCCUCGGCUUUCCCAAGUGGAAUCAAAUUUUCAUGGUGGAAGCGGAUCCUCUAUCACUGUACUGACGAUGAAGAGACACCAUUUUUAUUGGCUGCGAGGAAUGGCAUAGUUGAAAUGGUGGUCAAGAUUCGACGUCUGAUACCAAGUGUCAUCCACAACACCAACUCAAAGAAGGAAAACGUGGUGCUGGUGGCAGUGAAACACAGACAACCGCAUGUUGUUGAGGCACUUAAAACAGAACUAAAAGAUGAAGUUUGGAAUACGUUGAUUCAGGCAGUGGAUGACGAUGACAACACAGUUUUGCACUUAGCAGCACAUAAACAAGUAGGGAGCAAGCCUUGGAAUGUUGCUGGCACUGCCUUAGAAAUGAUGUGGGAUAUAAAGUGGUAUCAAAAGCAACAAGGAGUCAAAGACAGCAGGGGAGAUCUUUCAGACAUCACACGAGAGUCUUGUGGAAAACGGCAUGUGUGGUUGAAGGAAACAUCGCAAGCAUGCUCUGUGGUGGCAGCACUUGUUGCGGGUGUCUCCUUCGCCACAGCCAGCCAAUUUCCUGGUGGCACCAACGGUGAAGGCAAGCCGCAACUAGAAGGCGAAGCAGCAUUCCAUGCAUUCGCCAUGGCUUCCCUCGUCGGCCUUUGCUUCUCUGUGACAGGACUCAUAAUGUUCCUGUGCAUCCUCACAUCUCGAAAAGAAGCCAAAGAUUUUCGCAGGGCAUUGCCGCUGAAACUGCUUCUAGGGUUGAGUUCCCUCUUCGUCUCUAUUGUAGCCAUGGUUGUAUCUUUUUGCUCUGGCAAUUUCUUCAUCUUCAGUGGCAAGUAUGAGAGUUUCCUCCUCUCCUUCUAUGCAGCUACUUCCGUACCUUUCGCUCUCUAUGCCUUGGCACAGUUUCCGCUAUACUUUGAUCUUCUAAUUACUAUUGUCACUAGGGUGCCUUGGCCAAGUAAUAAAGCUGACAAUUUCUAA